Musca vetustissima is the source of this 933-nucleotide messenger RNA. Its product is annotated as retinol-binding protein pinta-like. The record is from RefSeq and is a predicted model, not a curated record. Lineage: Eukaryota; Metazoa; Arthropoda; Insecta; Diptera; Muscidae. Gene Ontology annotation, cellular component: membrane. Bases 1 to 933 code for a protein of 310 amino acids. The transcript is spliced from 3 exons. Gene Ontology annotation, molecular function: phosphatidylinositol bisphosphate binding.
AUGCCACAAAUCAGACCGCUACCAACGGAAUUACAAAAAAUUGCAAUCGAUGAAUUGGGUGAAGUUCCGAACAGAAUAGCUGAUGAUUUAAGCGAUCUCAAGGAAUGGAUACAACAACAUCCGCACUUGAAAGCCUGCAUAGAAGAUCAAUUCCUUGUACAAUUUCUUCGUGGCAGUAAAUAUAGUCUGGAAAAGGCCAAAGAAAAACUAAAUAAUUUCUAUACACUUUCUACAAAAUAUCCAUAUUUGAGAAGUACCGACGAUGUGGAUGAUCCUAUAUUUCGUAAGCUGCAUAGAACGGGAUGUUUGUGUCUUUUACCAAUACCUCUCAAUGGAAACGGUCCGCGAAUAAUUCUUGAGCAAAUAAAUUUUGGACCCCAAGACUUUACUACCAUUGAAAUUUGUAAAUAUAUUUGGACCAUGGCUGAAAUAACAUUACUCAACGAUCCCUAUGCCUGCAUACAAGGUUUGGUGUUUGUUAUGGAUUGCUCCAAAUCAACGCUGCAACAUCUGCCACUGGUUACACCAAAAAUUCUAAUUGACUUCGUGAUGUUUUGUGAAAAGGCAUUGCCGUUGCGUAUUAAAAAGGUAUUUGUCCUCAAUUGUCCACCUUUUAUACAGACAUUAUUAAAUAUUGGAUUAUCAUGUACUUCGGAGAAGUUAAGAAGUCGGAUACACAUUUGUGAAGGAUAUAAUGUGGAAAAGUUCGAGAAGUUUUUCCCCAAAAAAUAUUUACCGCAAAAUUUUGGCGGUGAAAAUUCCUCAAUUGAACAUAUUUGCCAGGAAUUUGAGAAAGUUAUUGAUGAAUAUCGAGAGUAUUUUCAGCGUAAUGCAGAUUGUGGUGUUGAUGAAAGUCUACGUCUGGAUGAAGACAACAUUCAGAAUAGUGAAUUUGGCGUUGGCGGAUCAUUUAGGAAAAUAAAUGUAGAUUAG